UGUGUUUGUCUCUGUUCACAACCAAAAUCCCUGUUUCGUUGUUCAAAAGGCCUGUUUUGGGCUUUGUUUUCAUCAGUUUUGCUUGUUUCUGUAUUGUUGAGCAUCUUCGCCGCCGUCAAAUGACUCCGCACUCUCCCUGCUCUCGUUGAUCCGCGCCCGCAAUGAGCGUGUCUGUCUCCGCCCCUGCCGCCCGCUCCCCGUCCCAGGCCUCUGUCCGUGGCUCUGCCGGCUCGGAUCCGAGCAGUUCUACUACGAAGCUCAACCAGGUUGUGCAGAACCUCUUUGCAAAAGCCGCCAACAUCGUCAUCCAGUCUCGCGUCCCUCUGCCGCCUGUCUACCUCCGGGACUCGACCACCAAAAAGACAAACAAGUGGUUCAACCUCGAGCUCGACGGCUCGGACGCCUUCCGCGACGAGCUGCGCGUGUGGCGGUCCGUCGACCUGCUCGCAGACAACAGCUACGCCGCAGUACCGCCGCUCGUCAUCGAAACCGUGCUCGACACCAAAGACCUCACUCCCAGUCAGAUCCUCGUCAUACUCGAUCAGGAGGGAAAGUGCUGGAACGUCGACUCUUCCUGCUCUUCAAGAUCGGAUGUCCGCCGCCGCGAGAUCGUGCUCGAGCGCUGGAAAAUCGAGCUUGAUCCGCGCGUGGUCGGGUCUGACGAUCUGCCCGUCAUAUACAAAAGAGCCAUCGUCCUCUUCAGAUCUCUCUACACCUACGUCCGGUUGCUUCCCGCCUGGCGUUUAAGACGGAAGAUAGGCAAGUCAAAGCUCCACCCGACUGCCUUGAACCUGUCCUGCCGCGUCCUCAACGGCGCCCAUCCCAUCUCCAGCCGCGGACGAACCGGACUCUCGGUACCCCUUCUCCCCGACCAAGAUGAGCAUCUUGAACAGCAUGUCUUGCACAGACUGGACACUCCCGUAGGUGCGUUUUCAGUCAACGUUUCAUACCGCAAGAACUGCGAUUUCCGCGUCGACGACUCAGAAUCGAUCCUCAGCUCGGAGUUUUUGAGCAUGGAUCGGCACACACGCCAGCAUCAGCAGCACCAGCACCAUGUAUCGACCUCGGCUUCUUCUGCGGUUAACGCUCGUCGCUAUUCCCGUCUAUCUCGAAGUCCUCCCACCAACAGUCUGCCUGCCAGAGGAGGAGGCAGUGUGAAUUCCGUCGAUAGCACGCUACCGUAUGGUAGCUUGGGUGCUCAUAAUGCGAAUGCCCAACUUAGCGCUAGUCCAAGGGCGACUCCAAUACCCGGAUCAAGCCAGUUUUCUGCUCUUCGUCGCGAUCGCUCAAUGUCGAAUUCCUCAUCUUCAGCCAGAAGCGUGGGAAUUGCCGGUUCCCAUUCAUCUGUGAGAUCUUUCGACCAACAAAAUCGUCCAUCGAUCCAGCCGUUCAAGUCUCCUUCGCUAUCCGAGUCCCCGUCUUCCGACCCCAUGGGCGGAGCACGCUACACCUAUCACAGAGUAUCUUCAUCCUCUUCUCUAGCCGGAUCUGCGAGACCAGCUGGAUCCCGAGGAAGUUUCUCGUCAGGAUCCCAUGUCGUUGCUCAACUGGCUAUCUCGCCCGGCGCAAACCGGUCAUCAACGUCGAUCGCCAUGGGAUCUUCGACUUCGCCGGGCUUACGACGAUACAGUUCUUCUUUUGGUUCUCGCAACCAGCAGCAGCAGCAGUUGAUCUCUGGCUCUGCUUCUUCUAGUUCUUCUACUGUGCCGUCAUUUCUUCGACGCGAGAGUGUCUCGAGCACCCACGGCCCGAUCACGCCGGAAGAAGACAGCGCGAAUAUAAAUGACUUUAUGCAAAUGCUAGAGUCUCAAGGUCCUCUGAAGUCGUUCUCCGUGCGUCGCGGAAGUAGUUCGAGCUAUGGCAGCACCGGAUCCGGUGGCUCAGGCGGAUCUUCUCUGCCAAAGACUUCACUCUCGCGCUUCCAGAUCUUGAAGGAAAGUCAUGCCGUGCUAUCUGAUAGCAUGUCUGCGUCUCUUUAUCAGCCGUCUCAGACUGCCGCUAGCCCGCAGCUCAGUAGAGGCUCGCCGGGCGCGGGAUCUGUUGCUGUCGGAUCUUACUCUUCUAUCAACAGUGGUGGUAAAGGAGUAUCGCCGAGCACGCCGCAUACGCCUGCGAUUCCUUCACGGUUGAGUGAGGGACUUACUGCUGAAAGAUAUCAUGGUCCUGCUGUAUUUGAAGACGACGACGACGACGACGACGACGACGACGGUGAUGAGGAUGAAGAUAUCGACGUCGACGACAGGGAUGAUGACGAUACACGGCAAUAUGGAGCCAGCGACGAGGACGACGGCAAGUACACUUCCUCACCCCACACCGGCUCAUUCACAUCCUACUCCGCUCGCCGAGCGACCGCAGAAACCCGAGGCGGAUCAAAGCGCGGCAGGGGCUACUCCAAAUACAGGCUCAGCACCGGCAGCACGGCACCCGCUGACGGCGGAGCACCUGGCAGCUCGGGUGGGAGCACGAACGCUGUCGCUGAUGACGACGAGUUGCUGUUUGCAAUGAGUGAUAUGAAUUCGGGGGUUGCUAGUCUCAAUGUAUACGGAGACGAUGCGCAUUCAAGCAACGCAGAAGAUCGUCGCCAGACUUGACUCAAUUUGCACCCCUUGCAGUAGAUCCUCGUCGCCAGGAGCCUACUCAACACAUCUUUGAUCCUCCUCUUCAGCGUCUUGUGUCUCUAUUUUUUUCCUUUUCUUGGUUUUGCAUUAUUCCAUGUUUUGUAUGCAUUCGGUUGACUUUGGAUCCGGCGCCUAGAAAUCUCGUUUUGUCCUUUUCCUCCAUAGUUAUAUUUUUUAUCGUUUUCCCCUUUCGUUCCUGCUUACUUUUUACUCUUUGCUCUGAUUUUUUUGUAUUUGUUUUAGUAGCAAAUAGAGAUAUAUACAGAUAUAAAUAGAUCAUUUUUAUAUGUCGGUAGCGAUCCUGGGCUGAAGGUAAUUGAAUGGCUGGUUGGAG
This is a messenger RNA of Myxozyma melibiosi, 2952 nucleotides long. RefSeq names its product autophagy-related protein 13-domain-containing protein. Gene Ontology annotation, biological process: mitophagy; protein localization to phagophore assembly site; autophagosome assembly. Gene Ontology annotation, cellular component: cytosol; phagophore assembly site; Atg1/ULK1 kinase complex. The coding region runs from base 162 to 2591 and encodes 809 amino acids. The transcript has 3 exons. The record is from RefSeq and is a predicted model, not a curated record. NCBI's taxonomy places the organism in Eukaryota, Fungi, Ascomycota, Lipomycetes, Lipomycetales, Lipomycetaceae.